UUUUGAUAGCGAGACCGCCCAAAGCAAUGUGGCUGCACAGGCUCUUUCUUUCUUUUGUUUAUCUCUGCCAUUGCAUUAUCUGAUUCAUUAGUCUUGAUGAAAAUAUACAUUCCUUAACAUCCAUCCCCACACCACACGAUGCAUAUUCUUAGGCAGACCGGCCAGAUCAGGCACUUUGCACAGACGAGCCGCCACAGCCAAGUGCUGCGCGUACUGGGGCUAGAGUCAUCGUGCGACGACACGGCAGCGGCAAUAGUCACCAGCUCCGGCGAGAUCCUCAGCGAGACCAACCGACACCAGCACGCAAUCCACUCACAGCACGGCGGCAUAGUGCCGGGGCUUGCAGCCAACCACCACCUGAUGAACAUGCCGCUGGUAGUCCACGAGACUUUGAAAGCAGCCGGGCUGCAGAUUAGCGACCUCGACGCCAUUGCCGUGACACGCGGGCCCGGGCUGCCAGCCAGCCUGGCCGUCUGCGUGUCGGCAGGGAAGACUCUCGCAGCCGUGCACGAAAAGCCGCUCAUUGGCGUGCACCACAUGGAGGCUCACGCGCUGAUGGCGCGUAUGGGCGCCGAAGACAAGGUGCAGUUCCCCUACCUGUGCCUGUUGAUCAGCGGCGGCCACACGCUGACACUGGUGGUGCACGACAUUAACGAGUAUACGAUGAUCGGGACCACGCGUGACGACAGCAUCGGCGAGGCCUUCGACAAAGUUGCCCGCGAGCUGCAGAUACCCUGGAUUGACGCCCAGAUCGGCGGCGGCGCAGGCCCGGCGCUGGAGCAGUGCGCGCUGGCCGGCGAUCCAACCCGCUUCCAGCUGCCUGUGCCCAUGGACAAGGCCGACAGCGCAGGCUCGCCGGACUUUAGCUUUUCGGGGCUCAAGACGCAUGUCAAGCGCAUGCGCGAGCAGGCGCUCUUCGACCCGCUGUGCGCCCAGGACCAAGCCGACGUCGCCGCCGCAUUUCAGAUGACGGCCGCUAAGCACCUGCGCAAGAAGACCGUGCUGGCCUUUAGGCGCGCGCGUGAGCUGCUGCAGGGCCAGCCGCUGUCGUGCUUGGUGGCCAGCGGUGGUGUGGCGAGCAACCUGGCUGUUCGCCAAGUGCUGGCUGGGCUGGCUGCGAAGGAGGGCGUGGAGCUCGUGUGUCCGCCGCCCAGCUUAUGCACGGAUAACGGCGUGAUGAUUGCCUGGGCGGGCAUCGAGCGGCUGCGCAGGGGGCUGCUGGACCCGUACACUAUUGACUUUAUUCAGCGGUGGCCGCUCGAGGACCUCAAGCAGAUGGGCUACACGGAGCGCACAUCGAGCUUUUGACUUGAGAAAAUUACAUGAUCAAAAUGAUCGAUCGCGCGCUUUGGCAGGACAAGGGGGGAGGAGGGAGUGGAUCCAUCGGACAGUGGAAAUCGAGAAAGGCAAGGAGCAGAAGCGGACCAGGAACUGAAUCAGCCCAUCUGUUCUUUCUCUCCUUCUCUCUCCCUCUCUCCCUCUCUUUCUCUCUCUCCCU
Molecule: messenger RNA, 1498 nt
Organism: Kickxella alabastrina
Lineage: Eukaryota; Fungi; Kickxellomycota; Kickxellomycetes; Kickxellales; Kickxellaceae
Product: metalloendopeptidase
Exons: 2
Coding region: 139-1308 (389 amino acids)
Biological process (GO): mitochondrial tRNA threonylcarbamoyladenosine modification
Cellular component (GO): mitochondrion
Source: RefSeq, a predicted model, not a curated record